Messenger RNA from Talaromyces rugulosus, 1533 nucleotides. RefSeq lists its product as uncharacterized. Bases 1 to 1533 code for a protein of 510 amino acids. Gene Ontology annotation, biological process: transmembrane transport. Gene Ontology annotation, cellular component: membrane. The transcript is spliced from 5 exons. The record is from RefSeq and is a predicted model, not a curated record. NCBI's taxonomy places the organism in Eukaryota, Fungi, Ascomycota, Eurotiomycetes, Eurotiales, Trichocomaceae. Gene Ontology annotation, molecular function: transmembrane transporter activity.
AUGGGCGAAAAAUUGGCUUCGACAGACAUGAUGGCUCCAGUCAAAGAGGCGUCGGACAUGGAUACCGAUGAGUUGCGACUGGCUCAAAUGGGCCACACUCAAGAGCUCACGCGCCAUUUCAACGUUUUGUCGCUGAUUGGUCUUGCUUCAACAACGACAAUCUCCUGGACUGGCCUCGGACUAAGUAUUGUCACCGAGAUAAAUGCCGGGGGACCGAGUGCAAUUAUAUACGGCUUUAUUCUUGUCACGACUCUGCAGUGCUUUCUCGGUGCUUCCCUAGCUGAAUUUGUGUCCAGCUACCCAACUGAGGGUGGCAUGUAUCACUGGAUUGCUGCUAUUGCCCCCAGGAGGUCGAGCGCGUUUUUAAGCUUCAUCACCGGCUGGCUGACAGUCUGCGGCUGGAUCUUUACCACAGCCUCGACCAAUUUGAUAUUUUCCCAAGUCGUCCAAGCCUUGUACGCCCUUUAUCAUCCAGACCUGGUGAUCAAAAAUUGGCAAACCUUCAUAAUUUUCCAGAUCCUAAACCUGUUGACGGCAUCGGUUGUUUUAUUUGGCAACAAGCUUAUUCCAGCAUUGAAUAGGUUCUCUCUAUUCUACCUCCAAAUCGGCUGGUUCAUCGUCCUUGUCACAGUCGUUGCAUGUGCUCCGACACAUCAGAGCAGUGAAUUUGUCUUUAGGAAGUGGAUAAAUAACACCGGCUGGGAGAAUAAUGUUAUUUGCUUUAUUACCGGCCUCGUCAACCCUUUGUACAGUCUGGGAGGUCUUGACGGGAUUUCUCAUAUCACAGAAGAGAUGCCAAACCCUUCUCGCAACGCGCCCCUAGCAAUCGCCAUUACCCUGACAAUUGCAUUUGCCACAGGUGUGACGUAUCUCAUCACGCUGAUGUUUAGUGUUCAAGACUAUGCGGCUUUGUCGACAACAAACACGGGCUUGCCCCUGGCUGAGCUCUUUCGCCAAGUCACCCAAUCAGCUGGCGGUGCAUUCGGGCUGACUUUUAUUCUGUUUGUCGCCCUCGGACCUUGCGUCGUUUCAUCACAACUGUCAGCUUCGCGAGUUCUCUGGGCGUUUGCUCGAGACAGUGCCAUGCCAUUUUCCAGUGUUUGGGCACAUGUCAGCAAGCGGUUCGGUAUUCCCUUCAAUGCACAGCUGUUGGUUGCUGCUGCCAACGCUGCCCUGGGCUGUAUCUACCUUGGAAGUAGUACGGCUUUCAACAGUAUGCUUGGUGCGGCUGUUACUAUCAAUAAUGUUGCAUACCUUAUCCCCAUAUCCACGAAUAUGCUUACCGGCAGGGCCAACAUGCACAAAGGUGUUUUUCAUAUGGGUAACUGGGGCUGGCUUGUGAACGGCGUGGCUGCGGCAUGGCUGCUCUUUGCUAUCAUAUUCUUUAGUUUCCCGUAUAACAUGCCCGUCACGGUGCAGAACAUGAACUACACCUGUGUUGUCGUCGGUGGAUUGCCUAUCCUCAUACUAGUGUGGUGGAUUGUAGGUAGCAAGCAGUAUAAAGACAAGAUAUCCCGAGCGAAGGAGGAGUAG